This is a messenger RNA of Vitis riparia (riverbank grape), 2810 nucleotides long. RefSeq names its product DDT domain-containing protein DDB_G0282237. Bases 300 to 2393 code for a protein of 697 amino acids. The record is from RefSeq and is a predicted model, not a curated record. The transcript has 12 exons. Lineage: Eukaryota; Viridiplantae; Streptophyta; Magnoliopsida; Vitales; Vitaceae.
ACUCAAAAAAACGAAGCAAAACCGCCUUCUCUCUCUUCACUCCCUUUUGCCUCCACACAUUUUCUCGAGAAAAUUUCCCGGAAAAUCCCAUCCUUGUCUUUCUUUCCACUUCAUCCAUUUUCUGUACCUCUCUCUUUACCACUUUGCUCACUCUGCUCUCAGUUUCUCGCCGCAUCCACUUGUGGCGGGAACUCGGAGUUUCCGUACAUCUUCGCAUUCUAGGGUCUUCGUUCUCUAUACACUGCAUUUGGGUCUGGUCAUAUCUGGUUGAUUGCUGAGAAAGGAAGUGAGUUACGACAAUGCCUCUCCUGAAAAGAAAGCCUUAUGUGCUGUCAGAACUGCCUACAGAUUUGAAGCCUCGCCAGCGUGUGUAUCAAAUUCGUUUCACAAGAGAGAUAUUUAGAGACUAUGAUGAAUAUUUGACCAAGAUUAAUCUAUACCGUCAGAGAGUUUGGACAUGUAAAGUUACUGCAAAAACUAACUUGACGUAUGAGGAAGCAUUGGUAUCAGAGCUCAAUGCAACUGAAAAAAUUCAGAAGUUCCCAUAUGAGCUAAUUCCAUCUGUGCUGCAAACUGUUCAAUUCAGCAUGCUCUCAUUAAAAGAUCUCGUUAGCACAAUAACUGAGAAGUUACAGUACCAUUUGUUGGUAGGCGAGGAAUUGUAUGGAAAGAGGGAUGAUUGUGUAUCUUUAUGCCAAAUAAUAAAAGUUCUGGAGGAAGUUGACAACAAAACCCGGUAUGAGGUGGCUUGGCUUGACAAAGAUAAGAAAAGAAUUGGAACUGCAGUGGUAAAUGCAGAAGAUCUGAUACGGAAAAAGCUGCCUUUUACUAGAGAAGUUCUGAAGUCCUUUAUACGAGAAUCUACUUACCGAAAUGUUCCUUGGGUGCUUCAUGACAAAUGGGCACAGGAGCAUGCAAUCUCAACUGAUCCUCCAGAAGAGAUAAGAAGCAAAUAUUUCUUCAAGGAUGGUCAUCUAGUCAUCAAUAAGAAAAAACGGAAAACUGAGGAUGAUAAGCAAAACAUCACGGAAACAAGAAAUGGGCAAGUUGGGAAAUCUAAGAAUAAACUGGAAAGGGAGAAAUCUGAAGGUUUGGUCAUGGAAAGGAGUGCUGAAAAAGAAGAUUUUGAACCAAAGAAAGAACCCAUCAACUAUCCAAUUGAUGAUCUGUUGGUGCGGCCUGGUCCAGAUGAUCCAGUUUUCACUGACCGACCCUCUCCAUCAAGGGAUUUCACUGUUCCAAUGGAUUGUGUUGGGGAUCUUUUAAUGGUUUGGGAUUUUGUUUCAUCUUUUGGCAGGCUGUUGCAUUUAUUCCCAUUCUCUCUCCAAGAUUUUGAGAAUGCCAUAUGCCACAAAGACAGCAAUCUGAUUAUCAUUGUGGAAACAUAUUCUGCUCUUCUUCGCUUGCUUGUAAAAGAUGAUGGGCAAUAUUUCACUGCUAUACAGGAAAAAAAACGGAAGCCAAAGAUAACGAUGAUCACUUGGACAGAGUAUCUGUGUGAUUUCUUAGAAAUGAUAGAAAUGCCUGAACUGUCUUCUUGCAUACCAACAAUUAAGCGAGGUCAUUAUGGCCUUUUGGAAACUCAUGCUAAGUUAGGAAUAUUUAGAGAGUUGAUUGCCCAAUCCCUUGCAACUGAUCUUGUUAGGAAGAAGUUGGAUGAAUAUAUUGAAGAGCGCCAGACACUUGCAGCCACAAAAAGGGGUGAAGCAAUUGAAGAAGGAAGAAAGAAAAGAGAAGAGAAGGAACGGUUGAAGGCAGAAUCUGCUGCUGUUCAGGAAGCUAAUGGGCAUGGUCCGGAGAAUAACAAUACCAGUGAUGAUGCAUUAGGAAACAGUGAUGGGAAAAAAAGUUCCAAGAAGCAGAAGGUGGAUGUGAAAGACCAGCCAGAAAGUGGAAAAGAUCCCUCUAAGAAGGAAGCAAACAAAAUGACUCUGCAACAACCAAAGGCUGAUAAGAAGGAAACAACUGAAAAGAAGAGUAUAGAACAGAGGAGAGAAUAUCUCCAACGAGAGAUAGACAAACGGUUUAUACGCACAGAGCCCUUGGGAAAAGAUAAAGACUAUAAUCGGUAUUGGUUUUUCCGGCGGGAUGGAAGGAUAUUUGUUGAGAGUUGGGACUCCAAGCAAUGGGGCUACUACAGUACCAAGGAAGAGCUCGAUGCAUUCAAAGGAUCACUGAACCGCAAAGGUGUGAGAGAGAGGGCUCUUCAAAGCCAGCUAGAAAAAUCUUAUAGCAAAAUAUGCUUUGAACUGCAAAAGAGAUCAAAAGAUGUAGCUCAAAAGAUAGCAAUGGAAGAGGCUGUGCUGCGGAGGUCUACCCGGGUGAGGGCUCCACCCAGGGAUAACCCUGCUGUUGCUUUCCUCAAGUAUGUCAACAAGUGGAAGGAAGACUAAUUUGGCUUAUGCGUAUGAUAUUCAAGGCUAAGGUAUUAAGCUCAGUAUACUUUGCCCUUUGUUUUAGAAUAUCAAUCUUUAUUUCUCCAAUUUUUUUUUGGGACAAUUUGUGGGAACCAUGAUCAAGGUGGCGGCGGGAAUGGCCAUCUUUUUUUUUUGGUUUCCAGUCCUAUCAAAGGUGGAAGAACAAUCUAAUUGGGAUUGAGCCUCAAUUUUUGUACAUGACCUUCAGCAUUCUCAUAUUAAACAGGCAUAUAGUUAUGGAAAAACAUGAUCUAACACCAUUUUGUUUUCCUGUUUCUCCAUCAUUUUUUUUUCUGUUGGAUCACACAAUUUGGUUUUUAUCGGGCUCUGUUGAGUGUUUUGGACGUUUUUAGCAUACAUUUAUAUUUACUUCAAUGGAUAUGAUUUUUGCAA